Molecule: messenger RNA, 1455 nt
Organism: Penicillium diatomitis
Lineage: Eukaryota; Fungi; Ascomycota; Eurotiomycetes; Eurotiales; Aspergillaceae
Product: oxygenase MpaB family protein
Exons: 3
Molecular function (GO): oxidoreductase activity
Source: RefSeq, a predicted model, not a curated record
CCUCCGCAAGUACCUCGCUUUACCCUCAUGGCGCUGAAGUUUCUCGGGCGAAGUAGCGACACGAAGUGUCAUUACUGGGACUACUCAUUUUACUGGACAGACCUUCACCAGACCGCAGAAGAGCUUCAUCCAAUGAUUCACACCUAUGAUCGUCUUGCGGACGAAUGUGUGGAGAUCUUGAAUGGGCUGCCGGCCAGCUCAGGUCAGGAACAGCCCUUUCGGAAGGAUCUUUAUGGUCUACUGAAAGCCCAUGCCGACGAACACCCGAAGCUGAAGCAGUUGUGGGAUGAGGUCAAUACUGUCCCGGACUGGGUCGACUGGGAGCAGAUCCAGCGAGCACAGGACGUCUUCUUUCGAUAUGGCCUUCCCAUAUUGAAUGUUCUCGGGUUUGAGAGUCUUCUUGGUGGCAUGGGAGCAAAGCGUGUCGUUGAGACCCUCGCUCGCACUGGCGGAUUUAACGCUAACGCAGUCCGGCGGCGACUCCUUGAGACCCUUCAGCAUGUUCUCCAAGUGAAUGACUCGGUAGACGCUCUGAAACCUGGUGGUGAAGGUCACAUUUCCUCCAUCCGAGUUCGAUUGUUGCAUGCCUGUGUGCGAAUGAGAAUUUUGAGACUGGUGGAUGAAAGACCUGAGUACUACGACGUCGUCCAAUAUGGGAUACCCAUCAACGAUUUGGACUGCAUCGGUACAAUCAACACAUUCUGCAGCUCGGUGGUCUGGAUGGGUCUUCCUCGGCAGGGCGUCUAUCUCAAGCAGCAAGACAUUGAGGACUACACUGCACUAUGGCGCUUAGUCGCUCAUUACGUGGGAGCACCAACUGAACCUUUUGAGAAUACUAAAAAGGCACGGGCAAUGAUGGAGUCUCUGCUUGUUUCGGAAAUUCAUCCUACCGAGACUGGUCGAACCCUUGCCAAGAAUAUCAUCAUUGGUCUGGAAAACACAGCACCGUCGUUCGCCUCCAAGGAAUUUCUGGAAGCACUGAGCCGUCUCCUCAAUGGUGAUCAGCUAUCAGACGCGCUCGAAAUCCCCCGGCCGACUCUGUACUACCGUGUGCUUAUAUGGGGCUACUGCGUUUGGGUGAACUUGGUAUCUGUUGUAAUACCUAAAUUCCCUUACAUGGAUCGCUACAUGAUAGAGGUUAGUGUAACCCUUACGGUAAAGAAAGAUUCUCAGAAGAUUACUGAUGGGAUCAAUCAGAUGCGUCGUCAGCGCUACCAGCGCGUUCUGAUGGAUGACAAACUCGGCCUUGGAGGCAUUGCUCGCUUUGAAUUCAAGUAUGUCCCAGCCCUCAACCGAAUCACUCGUCUGGGCCAGCGGAAAACGAAUAUGAUCAAGCGUCCUGGACUCGAGAACCUGGGACAUCUGGGACUCAUGUUUGCUUCCGGCGCGGCGUUCACUCUAGGUAUAGCCGUGGUUUUUGCUGCUAGACUAGUGUCAAUAAGCUCAUUCCUUUGA